UGAAUAGUGAAAAUGGCUCGUACCAAGCAGACUGCUCGUAAAUCGACUGGUGGCAAGGCGCCGCGCAAACAACUGGCUACCAAGGCCGCACGUAAAAGUGCUCCAGCAACCGGAGGCGUGAAGAAACCUCAUCGCUAUCGCCCCGGCACUGUUGCCCUCCGUGAAAUCCGUCGCUACCAGAAGAGUACCGAGCUGCUGAUCCGCAAACUGCCUUUCCAGCGUUUGGUUCGUGAAAUCGCUCAGGAUUUCAAAACUGACUUGCGUUUCCAGAGCUCGGCAGUAAUGGCACUCCAGGAAGCUAGCGAAGCCUAUCUGGUCGGUCUCUUCGAAGAUACCAACUUGUGCGCCAUCCAUGCCAAGCGUGUCACAAUCAUGCCCAAGGACAUCCAACUGGCCAGACGUAUCCGUGGCGAGCGUGCUUUUGCAACAUCCGCGUCUCCAGUGGCUGCUCCACCAGUACCAGCGGAGAAGAAGGUGGCCGCCAAAAAGGCAUCUGGAUCCGCUGCUGCUACUGCAAAGGCAAAGAAGCCCACAGCUCCACCAUCGCAUCCCCCAACUCAGCAAAUGGUUGACGCUUCGAUUAAGAGCUUGAAGGAACGUGGCGGCUCAUCGCUUUUGGCAAUCAAGAAAUAUAUUACUGCCGAAUACAAAUGCGAUGCCCAGAAACUGGCCCCAUUUAUCAAGAAGUACUUGAAGUCGGCCGUUGCCAAUGGAAAGCUGAUCCAAACAAAGGGAAAGGGUGCAUCUGGUUCGUUUAAGCUGUCGGCUUCCGCCAAAAAGGAGCCUAAGCCAAAGGUUGCAUCUGUCGAGAAGAAAGUUAAAAGUGGCAAAGUGAAGGGAAAGGCAAAGUCUCGGUCGAACCGUGCUGGUCUUCAGUUCCCUGUUGGUCGUAUUCAUCGUCUACUUCGCAAGGGCAACUAUGCCGAGCGUGUCGGUGCCGGCGCUCCCGUUUACCUGGCUGCCGUGAUGGAAUACUUGGCCGCUGAAGUUCUCGAGUUGGCUGGCAAUGCUGCCCGUGAUAACAAGAAGACGAGAAUUAUCCCUCGCCAUCUGCAGCUGGCCAUCCGCAACGAUGAGGAGUUGAACAAACUGCUCUCAGGCGUCACCAUUGCUCAGGGUGUGAAAAUGGCUCGUACCAAGCAGACUGCUCGUAAAUCGACUGGUGGCAAGGCGCCGCGCAAACAACUGGCUACCAAGGCCGCACGUAAAAGUGCUCCAGCAACCGGAGGCGUGAAGAAACCUCAUCGCUAUCGCCCCGGCACUGUUGCCCUCCGUGAAAUCCGUCGCUACCAGAAGAGUACCGAGCUGCUGAUCCGCAAACUGCCUUUCCAGCGUUUGGUUCGUGAAAUCGCUCAGGAUUUCAAAACUGACUUGCGUUUCCAGAGCUCGGCAGUAAUGGCACUCCAGGAAGCUAGCGAAGCCUAUCUGGUCGGUCUCUUCGAAGAUACCAACUUGUGCGCCAUCCAUGCCAAGCGUGUCACAAUCAUGCCCAAGGACAUCCAACUGGCCAGACGUAUCCGUGGCGAGCGUGCUUAAGUUGAUAUUUCUUCGUCAGGCGCAUAUAAAUUUCAUACAAAUCGGUCCUUUUCAGGA
This is a messenger RNA of Drosophila persimilis, 1593 nucleotides long. RefSeq lists its product as uncharacterized. The record is from RefSeq and is a predicted model, not a curated record. Gene Ontology annotation, biological process: nucleosome assembly. Gene Ontology annotation, molecular function: structural constituent of chromatin; protein heterodimerization activity; DNA binding. The transcript has 4 exons. NCBI's taxonomy places the organism in Eukaryota, Metazoa, Arthropoda, Insecta, Diptera, Drosophilidae. Bases 13 to 1536 code for a protein of 507 amino acids. Gene Ontology annotation, cellular component: nucleosome.